Messenger RNA from Propithecus coquereli (Coquerel's sifaka), 2095 nucleotides. It is a transcript of the gene ABHD17B, whose product is annotated as abhydrolase domain containing 17B. Lineage: Eukaryota; Metazoa; Chordata; Mammalia; Primates; Indriidae. The record is from RefSeq and is a predicted model, not a curated record. Gene Ontology annotation, cellular component: endosome membrane; plasma membrane. The transcript has 4 exons. Gene Ontology annotation, molecular function: palmitoyl-(protein) hydrolase activity. Gene Ontology annotation, biological process: protein depalmitoylation. The coding region runs from base 612 to 1478 and encodes 288 amino acids.
CCCCCGCCCGCUCGCAGGCUGGAGCCCGGGUCAGCGUUGGCACCUUCCUCCAGUCAGUGACCAACUCCUGGCAUAGUGAGAACUCUGCUCGCCUCCUCGGUUUCCCUCCGGUAUCCAUCCCGCUACGGGAGUGAAUCCCGCGUCUGGCCGGCUGAGGAGGAGCAAAGAAAAGAGGAUUAAAAGGAAGAAAGACUUGGCUGGGUCUGGGUGGUGUCUGCAGUGCCAGAAAGGGAGGCGGCGGAGGCGUCUGCUGCGACCACGGCCGCGCGGGACGUGAGGCCCGAGAGCAGCCGAAGGCGGCGGCAGCCGCUCCAGCGCCUUGUGCCGGGGCCGUUAGUCAGCAGAACGCGAGCUCGUGUGGAGGAGCAGGGCCGGCGCGAGGCGAGACUCGAGAGUGCGAGCCGGGCCCACUCGGGCGCCGCCGUCCUUCUUCGCCCGGGCGUUGGGGGCUGCAGCGCUCGUCCCCCUUCCCGGGCUGGGCCGGUCCGCAGGCGAGGAGAAUCCGGCGGCGGGAGCGCGGGUCGCGCCUUGUGGAGGACAGCGCGCCGGCAGAGGCUUUCUCCUCACCCUUUCUGCUGGGCGCCUCAGGCUGGGCCACUCAGGUGCAGAAGAUGAACAAUCUUUCGUUUAGUGAGCUAUGUUGCCUCUUCUGCUGUCCACCUUGCCCAGGGAAAAUUGCUUCAAAAUUAGCAUUUUUGCCACCUGAUCCAACUUACACACUGAUGUGUGAUGAAAGUGGAAGCCGCUGGACUUUACAUCUGUCAGAACGAGCAGACUGGCAGUACUCUUCUAGAGAAAAAGAUGCUAUUGAGUGUUUCAUGACUAGAACCAGUAAAGGCAACAGAAUUGCCUGUAUGUUUGUGCGUUGCUCACCCAAUGCCAAAUACACUUUACUCUUCUCACAUGGAAAUGCUGUUGAUCUUGGUCAGAUGAGCAGCUUUUACAUAGGACUAGGAUCACGGAUUAAUUGUAAUAUAUUCUCCUAUGAUUAUUCUGGAUAUGGUGCAAGUUCUGGGAAACCAACAGAAAAGAAUCUCUAUGCAGACAUUGAAGCUGCUUGGCUUGCUCUAAGGACAAGAUAUGGCAUUCGCCCUGAAAAUGUGAUUAUAUAUGGCCAAAGUAUAGGGACAGUGCCAUCUGUGGACCUUGCUGCUCGGUAUGAGAGUGCUGCUGUUAUUCUUCAUUCUCCUUUGACCUCGGGAAUGCGAGUCGCUUUUCCUGAUACCAAGAAGACCUACUGUUUUGAUGCAUUCCCAAACAUUGACAAAAUCUCUAAGAUAACCUCCCCAGUGUUAAUAAUUCAUGGGACUGAAGAUGAAGUCAUUGACUUUUCACAUGGCCUUGCAUUGUUUGAGCGUUGCCAAAGACCUGUGGAGCCUCUAUGGGUUGAAGGAGCAGGUCACAAUGAUGUGGAACUUUAUGGACAGUACCUUGAAAGGUUGAAACAGUUUGUGUCACAGGAACUGGUAAAUUUGUAAAAUAUUCUGUAAAUUUGCAUACUGCAUUUUCUUUUCUUGCUGAACUGCACUCGUUGGUAAAUAACAUAAAACCUGAAGGUUUUGUUUGCAAAUCAUGUCAGUUGCCUUCAUAAAUGUACAGGUAAUGAUUUGUUAACAGACUUAAUGAAGGUUUUAAUUACCAGAACUAGAACUGGAAAUAACAGUAUCAUGCAGUCAGGCUGUGUAAUUUAUAUUUUUUCUGUGAAGUUUUUUUUAAACAUCAAAAUGAGUACUGUAUGAAAUUUUAAUUCUAUAAAAUCAAGUGCUGUAAAAGUAUUGCCAAAUGCUUUUGCAUAUUAGAAACAAAUUUAUAAAUAUUUUUAAAACAUCUCAAUGAACUAAAUCUUAUCCUGGUAUACAAAUGUAAUAUUCUUUUGAAAAAAAGCUGUAUAUCUAAAGCAAUUCAAGUACUCGGAAUAAACUGUAAAAAAAAAAAAAUUAAAAACAUUCAAGUUCACUAGAGUUAACCUAAUCCCUGUUGUACAGGGAUAAAGGUUUAAAUGGUUAUUUUAUUGUAAAAUACAUUGGAUUUUCUGUAUUCACUGGUUAUUACACAUUUAUCCCCCCAAAAAUGAUGUAAGUCUUAAUUUUUAUGC